AUGAUAUCCCAUGAGGACGUUGUUGUUGUAGGAGCACUCCGAACACCCAUUGGAAGGGCGACGAGAGGGAAGCUCAGAAGCCUUAGGAACGAUGAGCUGGUUACCGCUGCUAUCCGGGGCAUCAUUGAGAAGACUGGGAUUGACCCUCGUCUUAUCGAAGAAGUCAUCCUCGGCCAUUGUCUUUCUUCAAUGGAAGGGAAUGUGGCUGCAAGAAUGGGUGUUUUGAGGGCUGGAGUGCCGGUCGAGACACCAGUUAUGAUCAUAAACAGAUUGUGCGGGUCUGGGCUAGAGUCUGUUGGGCUUAUUGCUGAGAAGAUUAGAUCGGGUAGGAUAGAGAUAGGGCUUGCUGGAGGAUUUGAGUCUAUGACAUCCUAUGGACUGCCCAAGGAAUACACCCUGAGCAGGGGCGGUGCAUGCGAAGAUGCCGAGGAUUGCAUGCUGACAUUAGGGGAGGUUUCGGAGAUGCUAGGCAAGACCCACGGUGUAACACGCAGUGAGGCUGAUGAGUAUGCAGUGACAAGCCAAAAGAGGGCUCUUGAAGCCACCAAGAAGGGCCAUUUUCUUGCGGAGAUCAUUCCCAUGAGGGUGGGAGAUGAGACUGUUGAGCGUGAUGAAGGGAUAAGGGAGACGUCUCUGGGUACUAUCGAGAGUCUGAAGCCUGUAUUCAGGCAGGAUGGGGUUUGCACGUCGGCCAACUCCUCACAGCUGUCUGAUGGAGCGUCUGCCGUGCUUCUGAUGAAAAGGAGAAGAGCUGAUGAGCUAGGUUUGCCUGUGGUUGCAGAGUUUAUUGAUUUCAUUGCUGUAGGACUUAAGCCCAGAGACAUGGGGCUGGGUCCUGUUGUUGCCAUCGAGAAACUACUAAAGAGGAAUGGACUUGAGAAAGACCAGAUCUCGUACUUCGAGAUAAACGAAGCAUUUGCAUCCCAGGUUCUUUGCUGCCUUCGGAAGCUUCAGAUCGGUGAAGACAGGGUCAAUAGGUAUGGAGGAUCCAUAGCUCUUGGACACCCGAUCGGGGCUUCUGGAGCAAGGAUUGUCUGCACACUGCUGAGUGUUAUGAAAAACGAGGCACUGGAAGGAUAUGGAGUGGCGUCUCUAUGUGUGGGUGCUGGGCAUGGAGUGGCUGCACUGUUCAGAAGAGCCGCUGGAUCCAAACCGCAAGACAUUAAAAACACCUAA
Messenger RNA from Encephalitozoon cuniculi GB-M1, 1176 nucleotides. RefSeq lists its product as uncharacterized. NCBI's taxonomy places the organism in Eukaryota, Fungi, Microsporidia, Unikaryonidae. Gene Ontology annotation, molecular function: acetyl-CoA C-acyltransferase activity. Bases 1 to 1176 code for a protein of 391 amino acids. Gene Ontology annotation, biological process: fatty acid beta-oxidation; phenylacetate catabolic process. The record is from RefSeq and is marked provisional. The transcript has a single exon.